Messenger RNA from Fukomys damarensis (Damara mole-rat), 2171 nucleotides. RefSeq names its product GTP binding protein 6 (putative) (gene Gtpbp6). The annotation marks the transcript as partial. The transcript has 8 exons. The record is from RefSeq and is a predicted model, not a curated record. Gene Ontology annotation, molecular function: GTP binding; ribosome binding. NCBI's taxonomy places the organism in Eukaryota, Metazoa, Chordata, Mammalia, Rodentia, Bathyergidae. Gene Ontology annotation, cellular component: cytoplasm.
GGGCUUCGGCGCCGUCUGAGCACUAAAGGGACUUGGAUCCCGGAAGGUGCGGUGCCGCCGGCCGCCCUGAGGCGGGAGCUGCUGGGGUUAGGGUUAGGUUCUGGGGAAGGCAGGCGGCGGGAAGUGCGCGGAACACGGCGACCCACAGGGUCUCCCGGCCUGGCCGGUUGUCUCCGUGGAGGACGGGCCGAGUCAGGGGCGAACGUCUGCUCCAUCUGCUCCCGCGGCGCCCCUGUCGACCCUCAGAACAUUCCCAGCCCGACAGGGGCCUGGCUGCCUUCCCCAGCCCCAGCCCCAGCCCCAGCCCCUGAUAGCCGUAAACCACUUCCUGUCUCUGGAUUCACCUGUCCAGCACGUUUCACAGCAGUGGCCCCGCACUCUGUGUCCUUUUCCACCGUCUCACGCGGAGCCCCCUGGCCUCGGUGUCCGCCUGUGUUGUGGCACGUGUUAGAGCCCCGUCCCUUUUCGUGGCUGCAUAAUAUUCCGCCGUGUCUCCGUCGUAUCUUCAUCGCCCCUUCCUGGUUCCUGCCUCUUGGCUGCACCCAGUGGCAGGUGGCGGAGGCAACCGCCCUGGUCCACACACUGGACGGCUGGUCAGUGGUGCGGACCAUGGUGGUGCCCACCAAGACGCCUGACAAGAAGCUCAUCUUCGGAAGAGGGAACCUGGAGCACCUGUCAGAGAGGAUCCGGGCGUCUCCAGAAGUCACAUCCGUGUUCCUGAACGUGGAGCGGAUGGCCGUCCCCACCAAGAGAGAGCUGGAGGCGGCCUGGGGCGUGGAGGUGUUUGACCGCUUCACCCUCGUCCUGCACAUCUUCCGCCGCAACGCCCGCACCAAGGAGGCCAAGCUGCAGGUGGCGCUGGCCGAGGUCCCCCUGCUCAGGUCCGCCGGAGGUGUCACCGCGGGUUUCCACCGCUGGGUCCUUACUGGGCGGGGCGCCACGCUGGACGUCACAGCGCACGCGGGCCGGCUGCCCUCGCAGCUGCCCGUGCUGUACGUGGACACCGUGGGCUUCCUUUCCCAGCUGCCGCACGGCCUCAUCCAGUCUUUCUCUGCCACCCUGGAGGACGUGGCUCACUCGGACGUCCUCAUGCACGUGCGGGACAUCAGCCACCCUGAGAGCGAGCGGCAGAAGGCCACGGUGCUGUCCACGCUGCGGGGCCUGAGCCUGCCCGCCCGGCUGCUGGACUCGGUGCUGGAGGUGCACAACAAGGUGGACCUGGUGCCCGGGUAAGCGGACCAAUCUAAUGAGACUGGAAAGGGCCUGCGGGAGCUGGAGUCCGCGCUGGACGCCGCGGUGCUUGGUGCCACCGGGAGACGUGUGCUGACGCUCCACGUGCCAAUAGCCGGGCCGCAGCUCAGCUGGCUGCACCAGGAGGCGACCGUGCAGGACGUGACCGUGCAGCCCGAGGCGGGGGCCGCCCUGGUCACCGUCAUCAUCAGCAGCGCCGCCUACGGCAAGUUCCGGAAGCUCUUCCCGGAGUAAGGACCGGCGGGAGUGGACCUGACGGCCUCGGAAUGGGGCAGGCAGGUGUCGUGGCCGCCAGCGAGCGCCCGGUGUGUGUGAGGAGAAGCUGGUCGUGCCGGGCGAGGACUGACCAAGCACCCUGGAGGCUGAGGCAGGAGGAUCACCGUGAGUUCAAGGUAGCCCUCAGGUGCGUCGGUCCUGUGCCUCCACCAGGACAGGGGCCCCCUAAACAGGACAGCAAAAGCAGCCUUCAAAGCAGGGUCUGGGCUCAGCGUCCCCCAGGCCGAGCAGGAAGCCUGGCCCCCAAACUCGUCUCCCUGGUGAUGAACUCCUAGCAAAAACACAAGGUAGUGGAAAUAGGUUUUCCUUUUUAUUAUUUUAUUCUGUGUGAUAUUUUUAAAAAGUGUUAGGUGAAAAUCAUUUCAGAAGCCAGGCCUGCUGGGAAACACCUAUGGUCCUGAAUUCGGGAGGCUGAAGCAGGAGGGUCUCCCUGAGCGAGACCCCUAGGGAGACUCGGUCCCCAAACAUCCCCAGUCCCGCUGGGGUCGCCAUGGCCAGGCCAUUGGGUCCUCCCUGCAGGCGCCGGGGAGGAGGCCGGGCUGCUCCCCCGACCACUCUGUCACCCCCGGCCGGUGGCGUGGGCCCUGCAGCAGCUUCCGGUUGAGGCUGAUGACAUCGGUGACGAAGGUGUCGGCCCCCACGAA